Penicillium chermesinum is the source of this 2109-nucleotide messenger RNA. RefSeq names its product ankyrin repeat domain-containing protein. The coding region runs from base 1 to 2109 and encodes 702 amino acids. Gene Ontology annotation, molecular function: protein binding. The transcript has a single exon. The record is from RefSeq and is a predicted model, not a curated record. Lineage: Eukaryota; Fungi; Ascomycota; Eurotiomycetes; Eurotiales; Aspergillaceae.
AUGUCCAUUGCAUUGACCUUGGUCGAAAAGCCUUCAAGCCUCAAAGAGAUGGCCCGUGGUUUAUCUCUCCGAGGAUUUAUCCGAAGGACAUGUCCUUAUCUGAUACGAAUUGAUAGCAGGGACUACCUCACUGUGGCUCAUCAGUCAUUCAAAGAUUUCCUGUUGCGUGUUCAGCAAGUUCAAGUCCGUCAGCAAGACGAGGUCAAUCCUUUCUAUCUCGAUUUCGAAAAGGCAAGUCUUCAAUCCGCCCGCGACUGCAUGGUCUAUCUGGGAUUCGAAGAUAUUUCCCAAGAGGCAGAGGAUCCCUGGCAGAAGGACUUUACCAUCGAAACUUUGGCCCGGCUUGGCCCUAAACAUCCAAGGCGAGGCUUCGUCUACCCCCCGAGGGUGCAGUUCUUAUCGAAAUAUUCUUUCAUUGAUUACGCCUCGCAUUUCUGGGUAUCUCAUGUAUAUGGGCAAGAUGGCGACCCCCAGUUCUACCGCCUCUUCAAACGAGUUAUCACCAAAAAGAAGAACUACCAGGCCCUUUGCUACUUGUGGGAUAAUGAACGGCAAGCGACCGAACACCCUCCUAUGUAUCUCGCUUUUCAGCAUGGCUUGUUUUCUCUAUUGGAAAAGCUAGUUCUGGAUGGACAUGAUAUCAACGCGCUUAUUGACGGGUGUCACAUCAUUCAUAUGCCGGAAACGGAUGGAGACCUCGAGACUCUGAUCCGAUUGGGAGCAAACAUCAACGGCCAGGAUGACACAGGACAGACCCGUUUACUACGUCUCAUAAGGGAACUGAAGCCUGACAUUAGCGAAGGGGAAGAGGGACAUCUGAUCCACAAUGGCGAAACCUCUGGAUCCAGUGAUGCGCAGGCAAUUCACGCCAUCCGAGAAAUCAGGGCAUGGCUGAGAAGGAGUCAUAUCGAUAUCAACCUCGGAGACAACUGGGGGCAAACGCCCCUCCAUGCCGCAGCAGUGGUUGAUAGCAAACUUGCACCAAUACUGCUGAAAACGCUUAUGUCUCGUCCAAAUGUGGAUAUCAAUCCAGAGGAUGAGCUUGGACGUACACCGCUCACUUGGGCGAUGCACUGCGGGAAAGAAUCGACGGUCCACAUAUUGAUGCAAACUCCAGGGAUUGAUAUCUCGAAGGCGAGAAUGCAAGGGGAGAGCGCUCUCAUCAAUGCUGCCCAUCAAGGAUGGACGCACAUUGUGAUUUCGCUUCUGAAGGAUUUGAAUCACCUCGGGGACUUUGUAGAUGUCCACGGACAAAACAUCCUCCAUUGGACGAUCUUUAUGGGGAUGAUGGAUGCCUUUGAAAUGGCGCUCGAAAAGGAUGCUUCGAUUCUGGCUGGCCGCGACACAAGAGGCAUGACCCCUCUCCAUCUUGCCGCCUCAGAGGGACAAUUUCAUGCAGUCAAGCUUUUGCUAGCUCGCGGUGCUAACCCUUUGGACAAGACAAAAUUUGGGGAGACUGCUCUCCACUUGGCAGCAGCUGGAGGCCAUCUUAGAAUUUUGAAGGCUCUGAUUCAAGCGUUGCCAUCAUCAUCUCCGAUUAACGAGAAAGAUUCGAUGGGAUGGACCCUGGCUCAUCACGCCGUUGUGUCUGGUAGUGACCAGCUUGUGAGAUAUAUCGUCUCGCUUAAAGAGGUAGACUUGACCAAAGUUGACCGACAUGGUCGAACCCCAUUUGCAUUUGCAGCAUGGCUUGCCUCAUUCAAUAUACUCGACAUGUUCUUCCAAGUCAACACAGCCUCGGCGGAUAUGGAAUUCAUGGACGCCUUUGGGAACACUUUGUUACAUCUGGCUGCGCGAGGGAACAAUGAGUCGACACUUCCGUAUUUUUUGAAGAAUCUUCCAGACAAGGGAAAUCUGCUCAAUCGUUGGGAAAAGACUGCCCUCGACAUGGUUCCGUCGACAUCUCCUUUGAGAAACCAGCUCGUUGCAUCGGGCCUCCACCAUUCGCAGAAGUUUCUGACAGAAAUCAAAACUUCUCUGCUGGACACGACUCGUGAAGAAGAUCCGCCUUUACAUCUAGAUUGGAUAGUCACGGUUCCCCCGGCACCAGAGGAUGAUGCAACCAUAGCAUCUAAAGCAGCGGCGGAUGAUGGGAUACGGGUUGGGUAG